CCGAAAGAGCGUCAGAUGUCGCGGCGGCUCAACCAAUCGCUGCCCACCGCUCCGUCGCGUUCCGCCAAUAGGAAGUGGCCGGAAGUAGAAAGGGGCGGGGGAAGCGUUGAGGGCGAGGCGCCGCCCGGCGGAGAAGGAGAGCGCAGGCAGGCGAGGCGGCGGCACCACAAAAUGGCGGCGGGGUCAGGCAGCGCGGCGGCCGUGGCGGCGGUAACGGGCGGCGGCCCCGCGGGGCCUCACGCUGUAGGCGUUACGGCGGGCGGCGCCGCAGCGGGGAGCGGCGCGCCGGUUCCAGGCCCCGGGGCCGUGCUGAUCGGGGACCGGCUGUACUCGGGUGUGCUGAUCACGCUGGAGAACUGCCUGCUGCCCGAGCACACGCUGCGCUUCACCCCGUCCAUGAGCAGCGGCCUCGACCCCGAUACGGAGACCGAGCUGCGCGUCACCGGCUGCGAGCUCAUCCAGGCGGCCGGCAUCCUGCUUCGCCUCCCGCAGGUUGCUAUGGCUACAGGACAGGUGCUAUUUCAGCGUUUCUUCUAUACCAAGUCUUUUGUGAAGCAUUCCAUGGAGCACGUGUCAAUGGCCUGUGUUCAUCUGGCAUCCAAAAUCGAGGAGGCACCGAGGCGCAUCAGGGAUGUAAUUAAUGUGUUCCAUCGCCUCCGACAUCUGCGAGAGAAAAAAAAGCCUGUACCUCUAAUACUGGAUCAAGAAUACGUGAACUUGAAGAACCAAAUUAUUAAGGCAGAAAGAAGAGUUUUAAAGGAGUUGGGGUUUUGUGUUCAUGUAAAGCAUCCUCAUAAGAUAAUCGUUAUGUACCUUCAGGUAUUAGAAUGUGAACGUAACCAACACCUGGUCCAGACCUCAUGGAAUUACAUGAAUGAUAGCCUGAGAACAGAUGUCUUUGUAAGAUUUCAGCCAGAAAGCAUUGCCUGUGCAUGUAUAUACCUUGCAGCUAGAACGUUGGAGAUUCCACUUCCCAAUCGUCCACAUUGGUUUCUACUCUUUGGGACAACAGAAGAGGAGAUACAAGAAAUCUGCUUAAAAAUUUUGCAGCUCUACACCAGGAAAAAGGUUGAUUUGUCUGACCUGGAAAGUAAAAUAGAGAAGAAGAAAUUAGCAAUUGAAGAGGCAAAAGCACAAGCUAAAGGUCUGCUACCUGAAGGAGCCCCGGUACUGGAUAACACGUCAGGGUUUUCCCCUCUACCUAAAAAUGAGUCUCCAAAAGAGGCUAAAGGAAAUAAACCUUCCCCACUCCCUGUUCAAGCAAUGAAGAAUGCUAAAAGGAAAGCAGAAGGAGCGAAAAGAACUGGUUCCAAUAGCCCAGUAAAUGGGGUUCAGAAAAGCAGGGAAAGCAGAAGUCGAAGUGGGAGUAGAGAUCAGAGUUAUUCAAGGUCACCAUCCAGAUCUGCAUCCCCUAAGCACAGGAAAAGUGAAAGUUACUCCACGUCCAGCGGUUCCAAGUCCCACAGCCGCUCCCGGAGCCGCAGCGACUCUCCUCCCAGGCAAUUCAACCACAGCUCGACUUACAAAGCUUCCAAGGUGAGAAGUUACAAGAAAUCCAAAGACUAUAAAUACACAGCACACAAAGCCCGCAAAUCACGCAGCAGGAGUUCGUCCCGAUCCAGGAGCCGAUCCCGGGAGCGCUCCGACCACUCGGGGAAGUACAAGAAGAAGAGUCACUACUACAGGAAUCACAGGCACGAGCGUUCUCGGUCCUACGAGCGAGCAGCUCAUCGUUACGACAGAGACCAUCCUGGCCACAGCAGGCACAGGAGGUGAAGCUCUCACAGAGCUCUUUCCUUUGGAAUUGGAGCAGCGGAGCCCUCCUUCCCCGUUUGGCCUUUGCUGCGUAGGGGUAACCUGGCUUGUAAACCACUUGGUCUCAGUAAAGUCUGUGUUACUGGUGAUUCUGUGCUUGCUGUCAUGUAUCCAAAGGAAAGAUGCUAACAGGAUACAGUCACACAAAGGACUCCAUCUGGUAUCUGGCUCCGUGGCUGUUACGCUGGAGGUCAACUGCUAACUGCAGAGCUUGUCUGGAUGCUCCUCUGCCUGCUCUUUAGUGAUCUGCAUACCGUAGCACGUAGAGUGUUGCUUGGGCCUUCCAGUUCUGCAGCAGGAUCUGCAUUCCUCAGCUGGAAUGCUGUGUUGGACGGUCCUUGUGUGGAAUUAGAAGGCCCAAGGAGGUUCACAAAAACCAUUGGAGUGGCUUGGUGCUAACAAAGCUGUCUUUUCAUACUGACUCAAUUAUGUUGAACAAGUGUAAGGUGACUUUUCUAGAACUGAUGCCUAUAUUAGGUUAUAUAUAUGUGUAUAUAUAUUUUGCAGUGUUACAGUACAGUAUGGGAAUACGGCCUUACUAGCCUUUACACUUUAUCCACAAUGUAAAUAAGCAUUUGUUUAAUACAGGUGAAAGAUAUAUACAGAAAAUUCAAAACUUGAACUCUAUAAACAAAAAAAAAACUCGUGUAGAAAGUUCUGAUAAAUGUGAAAGUAUUUAGCUCUGUGUAUUGAGAGUAGUAUAUUUUUUAUCUGUGCAAUGCUGUGUGCAGGCCACCAGCUCAUAAGACAUUUCCUAUAUAUACACACUUCAAGUGGUUUGAAAUUCUUUACUCAGGAUCUUUGAUGCUCUGAAGAAUUAGUAGUUUGUCAACCUGCAUGCUUGUUGAGGAGAAGCCUUUUUAAAGCAGCCAAAACCCCACAGCCCAGUAGUAUCAGUUCUAGUGGUAUAUCUGAGCUGUUACACUCGUGCUCCCUUAUUUCAUUAAAAUAUUUGAUUUUA
Tympanuchus pallidicinctus (lesser prairie-chicken) is the source of this 2776-nucleotide messenger RNA. RefSeq names its product cyclin L2 (gene CCNL2). The coding region runs from base 16 to 1776 and encodes 586 amino acids. Gene Ontology annotation, cellular component: nucleus. NCBI's taxonomy places the organism in Eukaryota, Metazoa, Chordata, Aves, Galliformes, Phasianidae. The transcript has 11 exons. The record is from RefSeq and is a predicted model, not a curated record. Gene Ontology annotation, biological process: regulation of transcription by RNA polymerase II. Gene Ontology annotation, molecular function: cyclin-dependent protein serine/threonine kinase regulator activity.